CGCGCCGAACGAAAGUCAACUAAAAAGUAACGCGGGGGUGCGUGGUGGAUACACACACUCACAUUUUCGGAGAGGAAACCCAAACUUCCUCCAAUCUGGACUUAGAAUCAGUUGCCACAGGAAGAUCUGCCUGCACUGUAAGUGUCCACAGGCAGAACACUUUGAAACUGUGAUGCCCCUGGAAAUGGAGAAGACUGUGACCAAACUGAUGUUUGACUUCCAGCGCAAUUCAACUUCUGACGAUGACUCUGGCUGUGCCUUGGAAGAGUAUGCCUGGGUCCCUCCAGGGCUGAAACCAGAACAGGUUCAUCAGUACUACAGCUGCCUACCAGAAGACAAAGUUCCCUACGUGAACAGCCCCGGGGAGAAAGCCCGCAUAAAACAGCUUCUACACCAGCUGCCACCACACGACAAUGAGGUUCGAUACUGUAAUUCGCUGGACGAGGAAGAGAAAAGGGAACUCAAGCUCUUCAGCAAUCAGAGGAAGAGGGAGAACCUGGGCCGAGGCAACGUCCGACCAUUCCCAGUCACCAUGACAGGAGCCAUUUGUGAGCAGUGUGGAGGCCAAAUCAAUGGAGGAGAUAUAGCUGUCUUUGCAUCCAGAGCUGGCCAUGGUGUUUGCUGGCACCCACCAUGCUUUAUCUGCAGCGUUUGCAAUGAGUUGUUGGUAGAUCUUAUCUAUUUCUAUCAAGAUGGAAAGAUUUAUUGUGGCCGACACCACGCGGAAUGCCUCAAGCCUCGGUGCGCAGCGUGUGAUGAGAUUAUUUUUGCUGACGAGUGCACAGAGGCUGAGGGAAGGCACUGGCACAUGAAGCACUUUUGCUGUUUCGAAUGUGAAACAGUGCUAGGUGGCCAGCGAUACAUCAUGAAGGAAGGGCGGCCAUAUUGCUGCAACUGUUUUGAAUCUUUAUAUGCAGAGUAUUGCGAUACCUGUGCUCAGCACAUAGGCAUUGAUCAAGGUCAAAUGACUUACGACGGCCAGCACUGGCAUGCUACAGAAACUUGCUUUUGUUGCGCACAGUGCAAGAAAUCUCUUCUUGGGCGACCAUUCUUACCAAAGCAAGGGCAGAUCUUCUGUUCAAGAGCGUGCAGCAUGGGUGACGACCCUAAUGGUUCAGAUUCAUCAGACUCUGCCUUUCAAAGUGCCAGAGCCAAGGAGUCACGCCGUAGUGCCAAGAUUGGCAAGAACAGGAACAAAGGAGAGGAGAAUGCACUAAGCCAGGGCAGCCAGCUACAGGUAUCCUCGAGCAGGCUUUCUGCAGAUGUGGACCCACUCUCCUUGCAGAUGGACUUGCUAAGUUUGUCCAGUCAAACUCCUAGUCUAAACAGGGACCACAUAUGGAGAAGUAGAGAUGAACUCUACCACUAUGGGAACAAAAUGGAGCAGAGUCAGUCGCAAAGCCCUUUGCAGCUGUUGAGCCAGUGUAACAUAAGGACCUCUUACAACCCAGGGCAGGCACCAAAUGCCCAGCAGGAUCUAUGGGGUAAACAUUUUAGCAACCCAAAGAGAAGUUCCUCUUUAGCCAUGAAAGGACAUGGUGGCAGCUUCAUCCAGGAAUGCAGAGAAGAUUAUUACUCAGGAAGGCUACGGUCUCAGGAGAGUUACAGUGACAUGUCUAACCAGAGUUUCAGUGACACCAGAGGGAGUUACAAGGUCUCCAAAUAUGGAGAGGAGGAGGAUGCUGGUAUGUCUGCACAGCAGUGUCGAACCAGGCAUCCAAUCAAUGCACUGAAAUUCACUGAGGAACUGACACCCACAGAGCAAACUCCACGAGGUUCAAUGGAGUCCCUUGCGCUUUCCAAUGCCACAGGACUUUCUGCAGAUGGUGGUGCCAAGCGACAAGAGCAUCUCUCUCGAUUUUCCAUGCCAGACCUUAGCAAAGAUUCAGGAAUGAACGUCUCAGAGAAGAUGAGCAACAUGGGGACACUGAAUUCCUCUGUUCAGUUCAGAAGUGCUGAGUCAGUCCGUAGUCUACUUUCUGUACAACAGUAUCAAGAUAUGGAAGCCAAUUUACAUGAUCUUGCCAAUCCCAUUGGUUACAGAGACACACCGUCUCGUGGAAGGAUGCAUCAGAGCUUUGACUACGAAGUUGGGAUGCCAGGAAACAAGUUGUCUGGGCAAGAGGGUGCCAGACAUCCCCCCAUGAGUGAGCGCACUCCGAGACGAACUAAUCUCCGAGAUGAUGACCGCCGUUAUCGCCCUCACAGACCCCGACGGUCAAGGCGAUCUCGCUCAGAUAAUGCCCUUCACCUCACCAGUGAACAGAGCUAUAAGUUGAAAGAGAAGCCCUCUCUACGAGCCAGGGAGGACUAUGAUCAGUUCUUGCCACAGAGAAGCUGUAGAGAGACUGUAGAGCAGGGUGCACGGAGAAACCUAUAUGGUCAGUGUCCGAGGACUGUAUCAGACCUCGCUUUGCAAAACCACUUUACUGAGAGAUGGGGACCAUAUUUUGCUGAAUAUGAUUGGUGUUCUACAUGCUCCUCCUCCUCUGAAUCUGACAAUGAAGGAUACUUCCUCGGGGAACCAAUCCCACAACCCUCCCGCCUCCAAUACGUCACCAGUGAAGAGCUCCUUCACAAAUAUGGUUCAUACAGCAUGCCUAAGUCUUCCACACUAGGUGGUCGAGGACAGUUACAUAGCCGGAAAAGGCAAAAGAGCAAAAACUGUACCAUAGCGUAACUUUGUUGCCCAGGCACAGUGUUGGAGAAUGUAAUUGCUUCAUCAACUUGCACUGUUGUAGAUCUUAAAAUGCUUUUUAUUGUAACAAAAAGUCUUGGCAAGUGGGGGAGUUAAAAGAAGGUCAUAGACGAGGGUCUAUAAAUAGUCAUAAUUGUGGGCAUGGUGAAUAUAUUUUGCACAUUUUAUUUUGAGGGUGGAGGAGGGGAUAAAAUUUAUUUUAGCAUGUAAUAGUUAUAAACUUACCUCCUUCCCACAAGUAGCUGCCACCCAUUUAAUAUCCAGUUCAGCCACCUGUUUUAGUUGUCAUUGUUUACUAUAACCAGCAGUUAGCUACUAGUUUAUUCUCUCUCCUCUUUUGCCUUUCAUUUCUAUCACCUUCUGGGGGUGGGGGGGAAGGGGGGAAACUCUUCUGCCAUAUGGCCAGGGAACCUAAGUUAUUUCCAUCACUGUUCUGUCCAUGCAAAGUCAAUAAGAGUUCGAAGAAACUAUUUUUGUAUUCUGUAAUAUCAGAGGAAUUUCUGUAUCUUUGGAAUCACUGGGAAAUUCAUGCACACGCAUAAUUCUUUGGCCAGAGCUAAAACACACACCGCUUUAGAACCCUUUUUAUCUUUUGCCGUCAAAUUUGUUCUGGAUCAGCAGGUUUUACUUUUUGCCCCUGUAAAAACACCCCCCACCCCCCGGAACUCCUUUUCCCCCAACUUUGUUAGCACUUGAGGAGACCUGCAGGGGUCCACUUGAAGCUUUCCAACACCUCCAUUUUAUGUGACUCUGCCUGAAUCCUAACAUUUGCCUGGGAGUAAGCCCCACUGAAUAAAAUGGGACUUACUUCUGAGUAGGCUUGCUUAGGAUUUCUACCUGUAAAACUCAAAUACAAGGAUUGCUAUCAUUGAAAUGAAGUAAGUUUUUUUUUUUUCAAAUACAGGAAAAAGUAUAACCACCCAAUGUCAACCUAGGUCUGAGAAGGCAUUUUACAUCUCUUUAGAAAUGGCUGAAGUUAGUAAAAUUUCAACUACUUUUGGGGGGAUAAACCAAAACAAUUGUAAAUGGUGCAGUUGUGUGGUGUCAGCAUGAACUUGUUUUAAGUAUAGAAUUGUUUUCUGGUGCUCUAGUUUCCUGGCAUAUGUUAACUGCUGUUCAUUACCAAGAGGUAUCUUCAACACUGCCUUCUUCUGAAAUCCAUAAUGAAAUGAAUACAUCCUAAUCAUGUCAGACUUAAAGUCUACCCAUGGGAGAGAUACACUUCAAACCCAUUAUAAAGGCUGUUUGAAGAGCAUAUCCUCAGGGUAGAAUGGAGUCCAUUCUUUGGAACUAGAACAAAUCAACAAAAGCUUCAACAUGGUAGUUAUAUACAUAGGACUCAAAAUGUACCGUGUGCUAUGGUGGAUGUGAGUUUUUUCUCUGUAUGCUUUUAACAAUUGGGAGACUGACAUCAAGAUGUGUUCUGUAUUGUUUCCAGAUGGGACAGUGAGAUCGAAGGCAUUUUUUUUUCUUUUUUGGCUGUUUUUACUAAUGGGGCUGUAAAACAGGUUUCAGUAGUCCCUAGUUGAAUAGCAUCUUGUCAACUUACCACACCUGUGCAUAACUCUGUGGAGAGUUUGAGGAUUCUAUUAAAGUAAAAAUGGACUGGAAUAGAUGGCAGUCUGCACAUUGGUGUGAGUGGGAUUACAACCAGGCACGAGGGCCCUGACUCUCUAGUUGGACCUCAGAAGCAGGGUCUUUGUGCCUGCUUCAGCCCACUACGGGACCAGGCCUUGGAUCAACAUCUCUAUGUUGCUGAGGGAAAGAAUGGCCUUGCCUUUUGGAAAACAGUGACUCAGGAGGAAAUCUCAGAUAUGGAUAUAUCCAUAGCACAGCUAGGAAUUUUUUUUUGUUGUGCAUAAAGAGAAUGUGAUGAUUAUGACUUUUUUAAAAAAAAUAAAGAAAGAAAAA
Messenger RNA from Eublepharis macularius, 4609 nucleotides. RefSeq names its product prickle planar cell polarity protein 2 (gene PRICKLE2). The coding region runs from base 173 to 2680 and encodes 835 amino acids. The transcript has 8 exons. Lineage: Eukaryota; Metazoa; Chordata; Lepidosauria; Squamata; Eublepharidae. Gene Ontology annotation, molecular function: zinc ion binding. The record is from RefSeq and is a predicted model, not a curated record.